CAAAAUUUCACAGUAAUCCUGAAAAUUUCAAAGAUCAAGACAAAACUUUGAAUGAAAUCAUUGGCAUCCUGAAUGAUUACAUCAGGAAUGUAAAUUCUACUCAUCUUGUUUCUGGGCCUAGAUUUAAGCUUGAUUUAUUGAAAUACAGAAAAGAAAAAGGCAAGAGUCAACGCAUUUCAUACAAUUUUCAGUUGUACAUAGAUGGAGUUCAUCCAGACUCUUUGUUAGGAAGAGUAUGGCUGAAAAGACUGAUUGAAUGCAUUUUUAUCAAUUCAUCGUAAUGUUUACUUAGAUACUGUUAUUUGUUUUAUUGGUGCAUUAUUCUGAGGCAGGUACGUCUCUGUUGGUAGGGACACACCCAAUCACAGAGAAUAUCCCUGUUUCAUAUAAAUUGUACCAUAGAUUUUAUUGUCAGAUAUACAUAUACAUGUUUCGCAGCCAGGUCAGUAUUGGAAGGGACUGACCCAAUCAUAUUAACAUACCUGUGCAGUUGUUACGUGUAUAUUGUAUAAAAUAAGUGGUCAUUAGUUUCACAGACUCUUUGAUUAUGGCUACUGGAAAUGGUAAUGGUGCUGGAAAACCAGACGGGGAAGAAAUUUCUAUUAAAGAUCACAUAAAUGAAGUAAACAAAGACCCAAACUAUAAGGUUCUUACAAAAGAGGAAUAUGAAGUAUUGGUAAAUGCAAGCCUUAAACAAGAGCAAAAGACAAGUACUCCUUUCAAAAGUCCAAAUUGGGUGCAUAUGUCUCCUAUGUCAAAACUAUUCAAUACAAUGAGUGAUUCCAAGAAUCCUGGUAAUGUCUCCAUGUUACAAGGUAAUCAAUAUCCCACCCCUAAACUACAUUUAGUGGAACAGAUGAACCACAAAAAGGGGAAGUUAGGUAUGAAGUUUGGAAUUUUGAAGUAAGAUGGUUACUAAAUUCAAAUCAGUACCCAGAACAUAUUCUACUUCAAGCCGUAAGAAAUUCUUUAAAAGGUUUAGCUAGAAGUAUGCUAGUACAUGUAUUAGUGGGGGAUAAAGCUUUUAUUCAAGACAUUUUGAAAAAAUUAGAUGGAUUUUUUGGCAAUGUAGCCUCAGGCGAGACGCUUAUGCAGUCAUUUUACAAUGAUUGUCAAAAAGAGGGGGAAUCCAUUGUUGUAUUUGCUUCUAGAUUAGAAGACACAUUGUCCAAAGCAAUCAAAUUUGGUCACAUUGGUAAUGAAGCCAGAGAUGGGAUGUUAAGAAGCAAAUUUUGGACAGGUUUAUUUAGUCAACAUUUAAAACAAAGUACGAGACAUCUGUUUGACUCUAUUAAAAAUUUUGAAUCUUUACUCAGGGAAAUUAGGAAGGUGCAAGAGGAGAUAACAUCACAAAGGAGUUCUAGAACAACAAAGUCAGCAAGACAGGCAUUUCAACAGGCAGAGAGAGCAGAGAAUAAUACAUCAUCGACAGACCCACAGAAAGAAUUACAGACAAUCAUGAAGAAGAGAUUGAAGAGACACCCCCAACAGUUAUCAAAAGAAAGACCAGACAAAGUAAGAAGAGGAAAGGUGAAGUAAGUGAAGAAGAGUCUGAUUCCAGUGAAUCAGAUUCCGAACAGGAAAUAUAUGUCUCAAGACCAUUUAACUCUAGAAGAAAGAACAAUGUCUUAUUUAACACUUCAGGUGUAGAUCACAGUAUUGAUCUCAAUAGUUCAAGUGAACAUAUGGGAUCAAGUGGUUCUAGGGCAAUGUAUACUUUCAAUGUGAGCAAUAAUGUCAACAGUCAAAGUCAACAUACUUUCAAUGUGAGUAAUGAUGUUUAUGGUAGACCAAAUCAUCAUACUUUCAAUGUUAGUAAUAAUGUCAGUAGACCUAUGCAACAGAAAGAUUCAUUUUUUUCUGUUGAUCCUGAAUCUUAUAUUCAAGAUAAUAACUCUAACACAACUUCUGGCUUAGAUUACACUAGUGUUAAUCGAAAUCAGCCACGUGAACGUGAAACGAGUCUGUCUACCGCACAACCGAGACGCUCUACUCGGGUGCGAAAGGCACCAGAUAAAUACGGUGAAUGGGUAGUUGGGGAACAGUGUGCUCAGGUUUGGUAUGUAUAGGGGGAGAAUGCCACAGGGUUAUGAAAUAUGUAUUAUAGUUUUAUGAUCUUACAUUUAGUAAUUUGCUUAGAAGAGUUACUAAAUUAAUUUUAUUGAUGAUCAAAAGUAUGAUAAACAGUAGUUGUGUAUUGUAGUUUUAUGACAGUAGAUUUAGUUGUAGCUUAGACUAGUUACUUAGUUUAUUUUAUGAUACUUAACAUGUAUUGUUUUUCAGAAUAGUGUAUUUGAUUUUAGUUGGAUUAUGCUUGUUCUUUUGAUUGAUCAUUAGCAUUACAACUUAUGUUUAUAAUGCAUUACAGUUCUUCUUGUAUACAGGAGAAGACAUUUCCAAGGAUCAAGUGUCAAGAAUUAGGCGUUAUUGUUUUAAUUUAACUGAUCUAUUUUAUUUCAGAUGUGAUAUGUUUCAUAUUUGAAAUGUCAGGAGACAUUUUUCUCUAAGAGGGGGAGAAUGUCACAGGGUGAAUAAAUUAAUAUUAUAAUACAUACUUUAUAAUUUAUUUAUUUAUAAUUUAUGACCUAAUAUACUAAUCAUUUCA
Molecule: messenger RNA, 2605 nt
Organism: Saccostrea cuccullata (small rock oyster)
Lineage: Eukaryota; Metazoa; Mollusca; Bivalvia; Ostreida; Ostreidae
Exons: 2
Coding region: 991-1539 (182 amino acids)
Source: RefSeq, a predicted model, not a curated record